UUCUCAUUGACGUCAUGGCUUGGAAUACCUUCAAAGUAAUAUAAUUUUGUUUCAGAGGGUGUUUUGAUUUCUUGAUAACAGCAUCAUCAUCAAGCAGAGUCGGUUAUGUAAACAUAUUAAGUUACGCUGUGAAACUAGGCCAAUGAUGGAACAUGCACAAUAAUUGGUAACGAUUUACAUUAGUCUGCAUCACACCAAAUAAUGAUUAAAUUGCCACAUAUAUAGUAAUAGUGCUAUUUAUGAUCAAAUUCGCAUUCUUAUGUCAAAUUGAACUUGGGAACGCAGCCGUCUUAGGUUAAGCACACGUUGGCCUCAAUGUGAUUAUUUUUCAGUUUUAUUGCAAUAAUGAAGGAACAAUUAAAUGCGAUGAUACAAAUUAAUCACAAUCAUUUUGCAAUGUUGUUAUGCCAUGUUGAUAGUGAAACUGUAGCUUAAUGAAUGCUUUAUAUGUGUAAUGUAAAUUGACCAAUAGGCAUAAUUGGAUACAUAAUUUGUUUCAAUACAGACGUUCCACUAAUCUUUUUCUAAAAACAUGAAUAUUCAAUGGAAUGUUUAGUCAUACACAAGUUCAAAGUGCAAACACAUUUCAAGGCAAGGAUGAAGAUUUUGUAUGCCUUUAUUUAUUUUCAGCAACCUACGUGGCCUGUUACAGAUCUAAUGCAUUUACGCACACUAAUCUACUGGUGAAUAGGCCUACAUUAACGUAUUUUUUUGUAGGCAAAUCUAAGAUUUAUUCAAAAAAAUUAAAUACAGAUAACUUGUUUUCUUUCAAUCUGGGUGUUUUCAGUUUGUUUAGGAAUUAGACAUCUGGAAAUGUACAUUCAUCAACAAGACAUUUGUUACCCGUCAGGUUAAUAAGUGCUCCCUAUGGUUGGAAGACAGACGAUCCGCAUGGAUAGUGGAAAUGGCCCAGUGACAGUUAUGGAUGAGAGUCCCACAUCUAGCCCCAGCCCCAGUCCUGACAUGCUGACCACCGACAGUCGGCGUCCAGAGGCCCUGCAGCUCUCCAGGGUGGUCCAGGCCGGUGGGCUCUGUGGCAGAGGACGGCCGGCAGCAACCAACGCAGCGCGGGAGAGGAGUCGAGUGCAGACCCUGAGAAGCGCGUUCCUUGAGUUACAGAGGACUCUGCCGUCGGUGCCACCGGACACCAAACUGUCCAAGCUCGACGUGUUGAUUUUGGCCACCACGUACAUUGCGCAUCUGACUCAGACCUUGCAAGAGGAAGGGAUGGAUGAGGGAGAUAGCACUAGACAAACAGAGGCCUUACGCUCGCUGAAAGGUGAUGGUUACCUGCACCCUGUGAAAAAGUGGCCGAUGCGAUCCAGGUUAUACGUCGGAGCCAGCGGUCAGUUUCUGAACAAUUCAAAACAGACAGAAAAUCGAGGUGAAUCAUCGUCAACCUCAAGGACAUAAAUCUUUCCAUUGCAUAAGGAACUUCUCAUUCAGACGACCAUUAAUUAUGAAGACUCUUUCAGCAGAAUCCACCCAUGAGGACUUUUGAAAUGAAUAGCAGACCGUGGUUCGUCGCCUGACAUUAUACUUUUUAUUCAUCAAACAAUUGAAGUAUCUGCUUUUGACGUUUCAUAUCAUGUAAAGGGGGCAGUCACGAGACAGUCAACUCUUUCAAUUGUAGGAAACACAUUGUAAAUUAAUAUAUUAUGGGAUUUAUGUAUAUAACAUUUGAGAAAGCCUAAAUAGUGUUUCUCUGUUGUUAUUUUGGCCUUGCUCUGCUCUGUUUUCUGCAGUUAUGUACUUGUUGGAGGUAUUACCGUGUAUACUUUUAUUUUAAAUUCCAUGGGUAAUGAUCUUUCGGGCUUGACUUGUUGGCUAUGCACUUUCAGUUAAAACAUUUGCACUAAAUGCAUGUGUGAAUAACUUAACAUCUGUCAUGUGAAGUGGUCUGUCAGAAUCUCAACAAUGGUAGGAGCCUCUUCAUCUCCCCUUCUUUCUUACGGGAAUGGUUGUAAAUGUGUUUGUUGAUAAUGGCUUGAGAAAUAAAAAGAAUGACAUGUCUCCCACUCCGUAGGUUGUAAAUACGUUAACUGAGAUGUAUUAGUUGUAAGUGAAUAAACAUGUUCUCU
This is a messenger RNA of Oncorhynchus kisutch (coho salmon), 2081 nucleotides long. Its product is annotated as transcription factor 24-like. Bases 868 to 1413 code for a protein of 181 amino acids. Gene Ontology annotation, biological process: regulation of transcription by RNA polymerase II; developmental process. Lineage: Eukaryota; Metazoa; Chordata; Actinopteri; Salmoniformes; Salmonidae. The transcript is spliced from 2 exons. The record is from RefSeq and is a predicted model, not a curated record. Gene Ontology annotation, molecular function: protein dimerization activity; RNA polymerase II transcription regulatory region sequence-specific DNA binding; DNA-binding transcription factor activity, RNA polymerase II-specific.